This is a messenger RNA of Mercurialis annua (annual mercury), 1939 nucleotides long. RefSeq names its product L-ascorbate oxidase homolog. The transcript has 9 exons. The record is from RefSeq and is a predicted model, not a curated record. Bases 60 to 1682 code for a protein of 540 amino acids. Lineage: Eukaryota; Viridiplantae; Streptophyta; Magnoliopsida; Malpighiales; Euphorbiaceae. Gene Ontology annotation, molecular function: copper ion binding; oxidoreductase activity.
CUCGUCAUUUGAGCUCACUCGACAAUUCUUUAAGGUAUAUAUCUGAAAUUUUAAUUGAAAUGAGGCAGGCCAAUAUCAUAUGGUUUUAUAUUGGAUUAUUGGCAUUGCUGAAUUGUAUUAAUGUGAAAGCAGAAGACCCUUAUAGAUAUUACACAUGGACUGUUACAUAUGGAACAAUAUCUCCUCUUGGUGUUCCUCAAAGGGGCAUACUGAUAAAUGGAAAGUUCCCUGGUCCAACCAUUGAUUGUGAUACUAAUGAUAAUAUUGUUGUUAAUGUAAUUAACAAAUUGGAUGUACCUUUCCUCAUUACCUGGAAUGGGAUUAAACAAAGAAGGACCUCAUGGCAAGAUGGAGUAUUAGGGACUAAUUGUCCAAUUCUUCCAAAUUCCAAUUGGACCUAUAAGUUUCAAGCAAAAGAUCAAAUUGGUACCUAUAAUUAUUUUCCUUCAAUUGGAUUGCAAAGAGCUUCUGGUGGAUUUGGAGCUUUCAAUGUUCAAACUCGUUCUGUUGUUGCAAUUCCAUACCCAAUUCCAGUUGAAGAAUUUACCCUACUUGUUUCUGACUGGUUUAAGGCUGAUUACAAGGUAUUGGAGCAAAAACUGGACCAGGGCCUUUCUCUACCUCUUCCUGAUGCACUUCUCAUAAAUGGGCUUAAUAAAGCUGCCACCUUCGUCGGUGAAAAAGGUAAAACAUACAAAUUCAGGGUAUCAAAUGUUGGAAUAGCAACAUCAAUAAAUUUCAGAAUUCAGGGCCACUCAAUGACAUUAGUAGAAGUAGAAGGAGCUCAUACAUUGCAAGAGGUCUAUGAGUCACUUGAUGUUCAUCCUGGUCAAUCCGUCGCCGUUUUGGUCACCUUACACGCUAUGCCAAAGGACUAUUACAUUGUUGCCUCUACGCGUUUCACUAAGCCUAUCCUCACCACCACCGGAAUUCUUCGUUACGCCGGCUCCAAUAAUCCGGCGUCAUUGCCGUUGCCGAUCGGCCCUACUUAUCAUCUUCACUGGUCUAUGAAGCAAGCCAGGACCAUCAGGACGAAUUUAACAGCAAACGCAGCCAGGCCUAACCCUCAAGGAUCAUACCAUUAUGGAACAAUUCCAGUAGUGAAGACUCUUAUUUUGGGCAAUACAGCCGCUAAGAUCGGCGGAAAGCUCCGAUACGCCGUUAACGGUGUCUCUUAUGUGGAUCCAAAAACUCCAUUGAAACUUGCUGACUGGUACAACAUUCCUGGUGUAUUUUCCUUGAACUCAUUGAAAGAAAAACCUACCAAUUCCACCCCUGUCCUCGGCGCAUCGGUCAUCGGAACGGAACUUCAUGAUUUCGUGGAAAUUGUGUUCCAGAAUCCACAAUCUACCGUCCAGUCAUGGCAUCUUAGUGGUUCUAGUUUCUAUGUGGUUGGAUAUGGUUCGGGUACAUGGAAUCCUGAUCUGAGGAAGCGAAAGAAGCUAUACAAUUUGAAUGAUGCUGUUCCCAGACACACUGUUCAGGUAUAUCCUUAUUCUUGGAGUGCAGUUUUGGUGUCAUUGGACAACAAGGGAAUGUGGAAUUUGAGGUCUGCAAUUUGGGAGAGAAGAUAUCUAGGGCAACAAUUGUAUAUUAGGGUUUGGAACGAUGAAAAAAGUCUCUUUACUGAAGCUGAUGUCCCUCUUAAUGCACUCUACUGUGGCUUGGCUAAAAAACCUUAGCUAGGGCUAGCUCUUUGAUUUUAUUUUAUUUUUAAUUCUUAUGCCUAAUUAUUGCUAGGGCUCUUUGAUUUUAUGUUUUCUUGAUUCAGUUACGAGGGGGUGACUGUUAAAAGAAAAAUUGGGAAAUAGUUUUAGAAUUAAUUGGAGAGGGAGAAGGGAAAAAAACCAAAUUUUAUGUUUGAGUUCCAAGCUAAAAUAUUUAUUGUAGUAAACUCUUUCCAUUAUAAAGUUUAGUUUAUCUGUUUGGUUUCCAUUAA